GUCAUUGUCUUUGAGCAUUUGAAUGGAUCACACAUCAAAAGAUUUCGCACCUUAAACAACUUGAGAAAUCCAGAAUUUUUGCAACAAUGUAAGGUAAGUACACUCAUGUAAUUAUUUUUUGCAGAAUUAUUUGAGAAAACCGCAAACAAACUCGAUGAACUAUCUGCUUCGUUUUCCCGUCUGUCACAACAACGGACCGCGUGUUGAGACAAAAGUGAACCAAAAUGCACUUAAAAGAUUUUUACGAAACCUUUGGCGUUUCAGGUCUUUUCGUUGGCUUCAUUUGAGUUUACUUUGAGCACAUUCGAGGCUGAAAUGUGCUUAAUUUUUUCUCACGUAAAUCGAGAAAUUCAUUGUCGCUAAAGGAACCAGUUGUUUCCGGUGAGAGAAAUAAAACGCAUUGAUCGUAGAAACAAUGCUUGGUUAAUCGAAUAUAUUACUUCAAAGUUAAGUCAUACAAUCAAUGUGCUGCAGCUGCAACCCGGGAAUUAAUCACACGAUGAAGAACGUGGCGAAAUGCACAGCAACUUCCGCUUAUAGAAGUCUUUCGCCGGCCAUGUCACCCUAGUUCUAUAAAAAUAGAUGUGCUCAAAGACAACGAAACUGAAUAAUGUUAUCAGCAUUUUGCGCCCGAAAAUGACUCAGACGUGGCUAAAGCCUUGAUUUACUUAGCGUUUAUUAAGUGAAAAUUUGAGAUUCAGUGUUCAAAGGAUUUAAUCGGUGUCAAAAGCAGUAAUUAUAUCAAAACUUUCAUGUAGAUUCAUAGCUCACGUGUUCAAACAUAAGCUCAUUGCAACGACGCUUUUUACCGAGAAGUUGUAAACUUCUUGAAAUCAUGUAAAAUCUGUGAAAGCCAAUUAAAUUUCUUAACUGUAUUAAAAAAGUAUUUUUGUUUUUAAACUUAAUUAAAACUGAAACGUCGACGAGAAAAAAUCCUUUCACACUUGUGUAGCAAUAUACACAACAGGAAAUACGUAAUCUGCUAGCAACUGAGUUACAAGUUUCGGUUCACUGAACGUGACGUCGUCUGUACCUUGGGUGUAGAUUUUUAUCGCAAAAUCAGCCAGUAACUUUCUCAGUGCUGCGUGGUUUUGACAUUAAAGGUAAAGGAAGAACAUGUAGAGCAUAAAUUUGAGGGAAAAAUUAACGAUCUAAGAGCUGAUGUCACAGCGAAAAUAUGUAUAUUGCAGGUGAAUAUACGUUCUGGUGGCGUGACCUUCCGCCGACGUAGACACGUCAAGGGGUAUUUAAGUUUAGCAGUGCAAUCUUAGUGUCAUGGAUAUUUAAGGACUUUUGUUUCCCAGUCGCUGCUCUUAGUGACGGAAGGAAGUUUAAGUCGACAACAUGUCGUUCCUUAGUCGUGCUCUAUCUGCCCAAAAUUUACCAAACUGUUUUUAAUUUUCCCUGGCUCUCGUGCACAAAAUUGCUCUUAGCAGACUGGUAUGUAAAUUUAGAAUGAUUUCUUCGAAAUUAUAGAAUUGCUCCCACCUUCUUCCUGUUUCUCCAACCCCGCCCCUCAAAACCCCCCACCCCGGGGCCUGUUUCUCGAAAGUCCCGGUAACUUUUGGCAGCGCAAAGCUGUUUUAUUUUUGCCUUGUUUGCACUGAAGAUCAACGUUUUUAAAGUUUUGAUACAAUGAAACUAUCAUUUAAAGAAAUAAAAUUGACUGGUUUGUGAGCUAGAAACCGUGUUAUAUUCAAAAGAUUUUGAUUUUAAAAUUUGCCUUCGGGCCCGCAAAGUUUCCGGGCCUUUUGAGAAAAAGGCCCCUGGAUUCCCGCCUUUCUCGUAGCACAGUCCUGUGCUGUGCUAUGUCAACCGAAAUUACACAGCUCAACGUCAUAUCCGACAUCUUUGGAUCACGCUGUUUCCGAUCAGCGAUAUCUUUCUUUUGUCGGAACUACACGGAAUUCAACAUCGUCUCUACUUUCUUGCUGAGAGAAAAAAUUAUUGUCUUCCUUUCUAUGAAUUUCACUUACAUCUUCCGUAGCGUGAUUCUAGCCAUCGCUUUUUAGUCCAAUAUAUUUUUAACAAUGAUAAAAGACCCUCAAUACUUUGCGUGGGUUGACGGUUCAGUCAGUCUAUAAUUCCCCUCAGGAAAAUGAUUCGUUUGGUUUAAGGUAAGCCUUCCGAAACUUCAAUUUUCAAGUUCUUUACUCUCCGGUUGUUGUGAAAGCGAGGAGGAGGAAAUCGUGAGCGUGCAAAUCCCUUUUAAAUCAGUAUGAUUUUCAAAUACUUGAUAUUAAAAACCCCCGUCUUCUUUGGCUUCUUUGCUGGUGGCCGUGGCAUAAGCUUCCUGAGUGAUAGCAACUCAAUGUACGGGAACCAGGCAAAAGCAGCAACAACAACGACAAGUGAUCUUUAUUAUACCAUCAGUAAGAUUUGUGCAGAAAAAUUAUCAACCACAAACCAUCAGCAUGGCUGGUAUCAUACAUUCAUCGAUUGUGACCUAUACUCUAGACACCGCUGCACCUGCUGAAGGUUAUUAUUAUUACAAUGUAUUACUGGUUUUUUGCCAAUCGCUUGAGUCAAAUCAGAGCUUUCGCUUUCUCUAAUUCUUAAGUGCCUUUCCGGCUUUUUUCUCAUAAUCACACAGGCAAUUUUAACUUCUUUUUGGCUUGAAGAAUUUAGGUUUUGUACAACCGAAUGUGAAAUGACGUUUCCGGCGAUCAGUUCCCUGGCCUCCGGUCAUUUUCGACUUCCGUCCGCCGUGUUUCCUUUUAGAGCAGCUAGCGAGAUCUUAAAACUGCCUAAAUUUUCGCUUCAGCAAUGUUUACGUGUCGCUGCUGCUUGCCGCCAACGUUUUUGGACUCCUUUUGAGAGUAAUCAUUAGGAAAAGGAACGAUUUCACCAGCCAGAAGCGAACCUGAGCAAUUAUUGUACUUUGUUCUCCCUCAUCGCAAGUUUACAGUGGCCUCGUUGGUCUGCCGUCAGCGUGAAAAUUAGAUAAUUUUAUGAUAAUUUUAAUGAGUUCCUUUCGACUCAGUGAUACAUCUAUAUGCCAUGCAGAAUUUUUGUGUACCUCAGUUGGGCCAGAACGUUUUUUUUUAUAAAGGCAGGUAUUUAUUUUAGACAUUUUUGCCGUAUUACUACGUAAUCAGGAGCGUAUCACCCUGGAAUUUCCGUCGGCUACUUAUAAGUGUCACACUGGGUCAGGCUUACUUUUAGUCGACUUUUUAACCUUCUUGUUCCCAGGGGAAAAGCCCUGUGAACGAGGUUGUCUACUUUUAGGUUCUGCUUUUAUUUUCCGCUCGCAAAAAUUUGCGUCGUCCACCGACGUCCGGAUAAUAAUUUAUGGCGGUUGAUCUUCUAGACAGCGCCUCUUUGGUCGUCACUGCCAAGGUUCUUCAGGACGUAGCACGCUAGCGGUCUCUCGGGGGCAGGUGUGGAGAGCGGAGAUAAGGGUAGGGGAAUUUUAAACCUCCUACCCAUCCCUGCUUCCGAGAGCUUGCUCGCUGUGCACUUCGCUGAUCUCAUCCGCCAUAGCUAGAAAUCCUGCUCUGAUUAGCUGGGGGUUUUUGGGUGGAAAAGCUGAACGCGCUGUAACUCAGUCCUUAUAUGAUAUGUCGACCCUUUGGCCAUGCAUGGAGUGAGUGGUUCUUGACGUAAUCCAAAGUGCUCAAAAGUAUGACUUCGACUGUCUGCGAAGUUUGCGAAAGGAGAUAAACCAUGUUUCAGAUUGCGACUGCUCAAAAACUGUGCUGAAACUUAGACUGCGAGCUGUCUCUCUUUUUUAAAAACUUUUCUUGGGAGGCACGUGUAACCAUGAUACGCCGGAGGGUCUCAAUGGGGUGGUGGCUUUGACGGUUGACGGUUAUUUCGUGGAAAUUUUGUCCAAGAGUUUUUGUACAUAUUUACUUCUGUAUAAAUUUAUAUUAACAGUUGUGGUUUGGAGGUUGUCUUGGCCUUUUACUUGUAAAAUUUCGAAAUAUUUUCAGAUAUAAGCAAGUACUAAGAUGUUGUAAUGUCUUGAAGGAGUGUUUUGAGAACGUGGGAACUGGUUUUCCGGUUUGGAGAUUGUUCAGGAGCCAGAGGUCCAUGAAGAUCAGCUGAAAUACUAAAAAAAAGCAAGAUUUGAAAUGCCUUGAAACUUUUUGACAGUUAAUACCAGUCGGCAUUUGUGAUGGCUGACGGUGAAAAAUAACUGACCUUUUUUGACAGCUGACGGUGAACCCCAUUGAGACCUUCGCAUACAUGUACACGCGUGUGGCGAACGUUGAAGCAAGCCGCGAGUCGCUAUAAUCAAGGGCGUUAUCAGGGGCCCUUUCCAUUUAGGCAAAAUUUCCGGUUGAAAAUUCCAGAAAUAUUCCGGGUCAAAUGGAAAGUCUUUGCAGCCAUAUAUAGAGCCACGUUUGCAAUCUAUUGCUUGCACUGUUCGCCCGUCACCACGUCCUUGGAGACUGUGUUUGAUAAACUCGCUGGCAAUGUUUUGGAAAUUUCUUUUUUGGUUGAUCUGCCAUUACAAAAUUCUUCCUUUUGUUUAGUGUUUUUGCCAGCUUGAGACAAGAAAAAUUUCGUGAAAAUCCUCCCAGCGUCCUAGCAUCGGACGUGCAUAUGCCAUUUUUCUAAAUGAGAAGAAAAGAAAUAAAAAGCAGAACUGCGACUACCUGUGAACAACGCUCACCGGCAAACGGUGGAAAUGGCGGGAAAAAUUCCAGGCGCAAGCUGCCUGCCAAAACAGGAUUGCGCGAAUAGAACGGGAAUUUGUGUUCCAACCCGUUGGAACGGGAAAAGUGGAAUAGCUCGGAAGAUUGCCCGUUUGUUCCGGAAAAUUUCCGGUCGUACCGCCCGUUCCGUUUGCAUUUAAACCAGUCGAAUUAGAAAUUUUGCUUACAUGGAAAGCGACCCGGUUGUUAUUUUUGUCGUAUCGUCUCAGUCCCUUUUAAUAACGUAGCUGUUUUGCAACCUCGUUCGCUAGGAAGAGAAUUCAACGGAUUUAAGGUGUUUCGAAACUGUUUUUCGGAGGCCAUACCGAUAGUUUUCAAUCGCCUUAAAUUGAUUUUUCCUGUUACGAUCGCCAUUCGCCAUGAUAUUUUCACCAGUAAGUGACUUCAAUCCAAAGUCGGUUUAGUGGUGAAAAUUUUAUGGCGAUCGUUAAAGCAGAUUGAAAAGUACCGGUGUGGUCUCCGAUAAACCGUUUGGAAACACCUUAAGAGAAAAGUUGGACGGCAAGCAGCCUAGCUGGAACUCUGGAACACACUAUUUGUCAUACGCGGCAGAGUUUAUUUCUAAUUUCCUCAGGAAGCGCUGCCAAAAAAUAUAUGUAAUAUACAGUGCGUAGAAAGAACUACAGGAAAAUAUGGCUAGAUGUUUUAGUUCAUUUUCACCUGAGCUAUCCGUGGCAAUAGAUAGCCGUUCACCGUAUCAAUAGGAAGCUUACAAUCCGAGAUCGAAAACGGCAAUGGCAGUGAAACGUCAUUGAAGAACUUCCGUUUGCUUUUUCUCAAACUUUUUCACGAUUAUUCGGGCCAAGUGAUCCAGUUAUAAAAGAUGCCGAGAAAUUAGGUUGGAGCUAAUAUAAAAGGAGGGGAUCCGGUGCGUCCGAGUUCAGACAGAUAGCGUAACAUUUAUCCCCUCUGAACUUGCUGUUCUCGCUCUCAAAUAAACCUGCUAAAAUGUGGUCAUUUGGACCUCGUAGUACGCAGCAGCGACGGCAAAGUAAUUUACAGAAAAGCGUGAUGAUGCACGUGCUGAGUUGUUGUUUUGCUCACCAAACCUUUUGGGCCAGUUCAGUUUAAACGGAGUUUAGCCACUGUUUAACAAAACCGCGUUCUACAGCUGGUUCUAAGUCGUUUUCAGUUUGUCCAACGCUUUUAUGGAAACACCAUUUAUCGUGAACAGUUUCAUGAUAUCAAAUGGCAUAGACUGGAAAAGUAUUUGUCUCCUCAAAAUAUCCCACUAAGGAAGAGAUCUUGAGGCCCAAACAUUUCCUAAACCGCGGUCUAAAUAACCGACCCUUUGUUUUUAAGACGUUUCCGUUGCCGUUACUGUUGUUGCUUUGUAAGGUUCCUUAUUUAAUAUAUUGUACAUUCUCAACAAGAAUAGAUCUUCAUCUUGUUUCCGUGUGUAAAAAUACAUUUUACGCUGAUAUUGGCGUUACACAGCUGACCAAACAGGAAGAAGACCCGCAAGUUCCUGUUAAAGAAAAAUUGGAACUUCCUGUAAUAUUUCUCGCUUGUCUUCUUUUCACUACCUUCCUUUUCGCAGGAGGAGUGUUUCUGUUGUUGACAUCCUUAUCUUACUGGGAACCCGAUAGCCUAGCUUCUCAGAAACGUGGACUGAAUUUUUUUGCAAAUCAUACUUAAGUGUACGGGUCCGGUAUUUCUUGAUGUAGUGCACUAUAUAUGUCUUAAGUGAAAGGUUUGUGGGGAAAUGUCAGCUGAUUUGUUUUUUAAGGUUUACAUUUUAGCGGACGCCAUUUUGAGGUGCAAAAUUUUUUUAAAAAACACUAACACUAUCAUUUAACUGAUCGCACUGCCAUGCGGGCACACCUGCAUUGCUUUGAUUCAGUCGCUUUUACGGGAGCAAGUAUUGCUUGACACGAAGAAACAUGUCUUGCUUCAAGGAAAACUUGCAUAGGAAAUGCGAAGACCUGACAAGUCUUUUGUUGUUUUCAAGGAAAACUUGUCGAAUCAUCUCAAAAACCGCGGGUUUCGAUGCAUUUUGUAUCCUUCUAAUGAUACCCUAUGUUCUCUGCUCUCUACGAUAUGGUUCGUCACUUAGGGUCGAGAAGGUCAAGGGAUAUUUUUUAGCCGAGCAAGUGCAUAUUCAAAUCAAUAACGACAUUUCGUUCUACAACAAAAAUUUGGAAACGACUUUUUAAUACUUACAGAAUUCUGUUAUAUCCUCAACAGCUCACCGGUGGUUUAUAAUCCAAGCGCAAUGCCAAAACGCAAGCGUGAACUUUUGAAUCAAUGUAAGGCGAGCCGCUCGCCAAAGGUACCGCGGGCUCUGAAGACAAAAAGUGAAGAGGAUCCUGUUUGCAUCUGGGUGCAGUGUGAGAGCGAACGCUGUAACAAAUGGCGACUUAUAUCAGCUGAGGAGGCUAAGGGACUGGAGGAAAGCAGCUCAUGGUACUGCUGGUUUAAUCGUGAUACUCGCUAUAACACAUGUUCAGCUGAAGAACAGAAGGUUAAAAAACCGAAGCAUAUGAAGUUCAUAUACAGUUUGCUACCCGAGGGGGAGGUGGUAACGGCUAAAAUGCACGGAUAUCCACCGUAAGUACUGCACCAUAUUUUUCAGUGUUCUCUCUCUGAUCAUGAACACUUCCGUAUUUCCCCGAAUUAUAGCCGUCCCUCGAUUAAUCGCCCUCCCUUUGAUGAAAAUAAAGAAAUCGCCUCCCUGGAAUAAUCGCCCCCCCUCCCCCACCCCUCUCGCCAUCUUCUCUUUAAAUUUCUUUUAUCCCCUCCCUGUCAAGUUAAAAAUUGAAUAGUUACAAAAGCACAGAUUUCGUUACAGUUUCCUCUAUGGUAAUGUUCAUGUAUUUCACUUUUUCCUUUAUUCCUUGCAUAAUGACUUUAAAAAUUAAUCAAGGAACUAAAAAUUUGGAACACUUUAUACACUGUUUUUUUUUUGUGACUAUUUUUUUAAAAUUUAAUGGGAUAAUAAAACAAAAGUAAUAUUUAAAAUAAGCGCCUCCCUCGAAUAAUGGACCCCUUUUGGUGCGAAAAGAAAAAAUCACGCCCGACUAUUAUUCAAGGAAAUACGUUAUGCUAAAAAUAACCGCUUUUAGAAAGUGCAAGCGUUUUUGCCACCAUACAUAAAACAUCCUCCAAGAAAGUAUUCGCUAUUUUAAUUUUUUGCGUGCGAGCUGCAGCCUGUUAUGAAAACUAAUUAACCUAUGGAAUCCAAAAGCAAUGUUUCCCGCCCUCUUGCACUUUAUUGAAUUCACCUACAGGUUACCGUGCCCCCCUUUUGGACCUAUGCUAUUCUUUUUUCCCGGUAAAUUAUCAACAAAUACUGUGAUUUAUUUCUUUGAAUAAUUGCUUCUACCCAUUACUAUUCAUUUAAAUACCUGGAGAGAUCGAAUUACUCAUUCAUAUUUAUUGAUUACAAUCUAGUUGGCCAGGUCUCUUAACAAGGGAUCCAACCUGCGGAGAGUACUACGACGCACCGCUGAUCAAAGAAGACGAAGUAACGCAUUAUCACGUGGAGUUCUUUGGCCGACCUCGUUCUCGUGCGUGGCUAGUGCCAGCUCUCGUGCAUCCACUUCGCUCCAUCAAUGAGAUUGAGAAAACGCCCAAGUUUCGGAAAAUUCAGGGACGCCAACUUAUGGAACUUAGAAAAUCCUAUGAGUUCGCCCUUAAAGAAGCAUACAACUCGUUAAGCAAGACUGCCGACCAGCGACUGGCAAGCUGUCAUUUUAAAUAUGUUGAAGGUUAGUUUAUUAGUGAUGGGUAUUGGGUCAAUAAUCUCUCCUUUCAGUCUCAGUGGUUGGCAUUACUCUAGUGAUAAACCAGGCCUUGAAGGGUAUUCUCCGACCACAGUUCCUAAAAAGGCCAAUAAGCGUUAAUCCAGGAUUAAAAUUUUGCUCCGUUUUUGUAUUUUACAUUCCUAUUCAUUGCUUAGUGUAACAUUUUGUGUUAUCAUUACUGUAUCUCGUAGUAAAGGCUCAACGGUAUUUUGUAACCUCGAGUUACAUGUUCUUAGACGAGAAAACCGUGCUUGAAAUUUGGCUUAAUCCUGGGUUAAACUUAACCAUCUUUCGAGGAACACGAAACGCAAAUACGGGAUCGUGGCACGAAAUGAGGUAUUGGGAAAGAAAACGGUGUUCGGGAUAGAGAUGACAGAAGUACGGGAUACGGGAUCUUAGCACGGGAUACGGUAUUGGGAAAGAAAACGGUGUUCGGGAUUGUUAUGACAGAAGUACGGGACACGGGAUUGCCGUGAUAAAGGAGCGGGAAUGCGCGAUCAGGAACCCCAUUCCAGACCUUGACAAACCCGGAGAUGCUCAAUCAAAUCUCAAACCGUAGACGUCCGUUGUUACAGCAAGGGCGCAACUGAGAUAACUACAUGUAUCCCAACGAUUUGUCUGAGGUUGUAGCUGUAUUAGGAGUCAAGUGUCUGAAGAAAAUCGCCGGAAAACUUUAAAAAUAUAUUCUGUUCUCCCAAAACGUGCCUUGAUCGUUAAAUACUGAAAGGAUCCGAAAAGGAUGGAUAGAAGAUACUUAUGCAUGGCUUUAACGGUUAAUUGCACAGGUGCCUAGACAAUGAAUCACGAUUGAUCAAGCGGUUUGAUUUUGAUUUUUUAUACUAAUAUUAUUCUCCGAUGUAUCCUUUUUUAAUAUUAACAGAGGAAGACAAACCGACGACAGAAGUUUCGACUGCGAAAACGCCGGUUGUAAGCGUGAAAGAAGGUAAAAUACUAAAAGGUUAGUAUAUAUUUCAAGCUUGAUGUGACUUAUCGCCUUCGCAAUAACUUAUUAAAUAGAUAUUAACCAUCAUAAAUGAUUGUCACCGUUAUUAUUUCAAUAGAAGAAGACAAACGAACAUCAGCGAAAGUUUCGUCUGAGCAAACUCCAGUCAUAAGAGAACAAGCAGUUAAAAUCCUCGAGCGAAGGAAUUCAGCAACAUCUCCAUUAAACUCUCCAACAAUACCCGUCAUGAUGAAGAAGCCAUGGUUAGGUGACAACGGAAGCGUAUCAUCAUUGGAUUGGAAGGUAUGUGGCAUGAUCAGCUGUACUGAGUGAUAGUGCGUUUGCCAUAAUAGGGUUCUAUCUAGGAUUUAUCGUUUGGGGGAGAAGUUCCGAGGGGCCGAAGGCGAGGAACUUCCAAGGAGGGGCUGGAGGCAUGCCCCCAGGAAAUUUUUGAAAUGAAUAUGCGCUGAGAUGUAAUCUGGUGCAUUUUUACACACAAUUUUGAGAAGUGUUACAGUGUGUGCACUGACCUCGUCGCGUCUGGAUGAUUUUUCCGAUAUAGUUACUUAUAUGCGUACUGUAAUGACAACAAUAUUUUUUUGGGGGGAAGCUUCUACUCCUCAAAUACCCUAGAUAGAACCCGGCAUAAGAUAAAGAAAGUUGAGCCUGAAUAUUAUCUGGCCUUCCCUUUCAGUUUUAGUUUAGGAGAGAGGCGAUUUGAGAUUUGAGGGUGGAGGGGGAAGAGAAAAAGGAAGGCGUUUCUUUCCGUUCGCUUUCUUAUUCCCCGUUUUCACUUCUUUUCUUGCUAUUUCUAACUCCUGAUACUAAGGCUAAAGAGGGUUAUUUACCAGAACUCUGCAGGGAAACGCAACGGCGAACCGGCCGCGGUUUGAGUUAUUCAAUUGAAUAUUCAAUUUGCUACGUUAAUAGAUGCUAGUCGGUUUACUGAUUUUUCAGCUCUUCAAUUUCUAGUAAGAGCCAGAAUUCGAGUUAUCAGGGUAAAUCUUGAUCAAUGGAAACGAACUUUUGUUCGAAUUAGUGGAAAAAUUCAAGUUGGAGUUAUUCGGUAAAAAAAUAACUGAAAAGUAGGGUCAAAUCUGAGGGAAAUAGGACUUAGUUCGAGUUAUCCGACUUUGAAUUACCGGGCUUCAACUGUAAUUCUCUUACAUACAUCAGGCGGCAGAAGAGGAGUCAACAGUUCUAACUCUGUUGAUACUAGAGUUUUUGGUCACAUUUUAAAGUACCAGGUUCAUUCUUGUAACACUAAUCGAGAGGAGGUGGCCGAAAUUGGUUCGGACGUGAGUGCUGAAGGCACGAACUUCUAAGAGGGCCAGAGAUUAUACCCUGCCUUCCCUUUCUCGAAAGCGUUUUUAAACUGGAAUCUCCGGAUUUCCAUUUCCCGGACCGGUCCUGGAAGACCGCACUGUCGUGGUUUCUCUGGGGGCUGCCGGUCCAUUACCCAGCAAUAUGUCGGUGGUGUCCAUGUUUGUAUGCGUGGGUGAAAAGAGAAGAGGUAAAGAAAAAAUUGCCUCUGGGAAUUACGUAGAACUACAGAUUAGAAGUUUCACGUGGUUUGAUAGAUAUAGGGCGCUAGUUUAAAGAGCGGCGCGCGAGAGGGAGAAACACACUAUCCUUUUAAAGUUUUUUUGACCGAUGAAACAUUGAUCCCGGCAGUAAAUACAAAAAGGAUUCCAAAAGAAAGCUUUUAUACGAAUGAUCAAUUUUUAUUUCAUCCUUGUCUGCAGGAGAACGAAUUCCUGGAAAGACUGGAAUCGUUUUCAGUGGAUCGUGGGGUGACGGUACCCAAACAACCUAUAUGGCGCGGCAAGCGGAUAAGUUUGUUUAAAUUUUACAACUUGGUCCUAAAACAUGGCGGAUUUGAAAAGGUAAGCUAAAUCUAAAAUGAAAUGUUAUAACGCAGUUUUUAAGUGAGCUGUGGAAGCAUAAAUUUUGCAGCUUUUUGGUUUGGUGUGUUGUGCGUCAUGAUUGCUUGAGAAAAUUCGCGCCACUUUUUCCGCCAAUCAGGAGUCAGUGUUUAUCGACGCAUAAAAGCGGCCUGGACGAUCUGCUUCCAGUUAAGCGAAAUUCAGGCUUUGUUAACACUAUAUCGGCCAACACCUACUGCACGAUGUUCGAUGUGUGUGAACGACUCGUUUCAGUUCUGUGUCGUGGCUGUUCAUACUAUAACCUUAUAGUGUGAACAUAGCCUCGACCAUAGCAACGCAAAAGCAAAGCAAUUAUGAAGUAACUUCGUGGAGAAACCGCUGUACCAUUGACGUUAAUUCUUUUUUUGCGGCAAAUUACAGGUAUGUCAGAGUAAACUAUGGGACAAAGUGUACAAUGAACUACUUGAUGCUGAUAUGUUAUAUGAAGGAACCAGCAGCUCUGCAAGGUUCUUCUAUCAAAAGUAAGUUAAUUUUAAAUUAUUUGAAGUGGUUUCUUGUGAGCAAUAUAGGUAAAUCGCUAAACAGUGAUAAUAUAUAUAAAUUAAAAAAUAUGUUGCCUUAUACACAGUAGAAUGAAAAAUGAAACUGAUAGCAUUCCAGAUAUUUCCUUGAUGUCCUGACUCCAGCAUCGCGUAUACACAAUCAUAAUACAAGAUUUGUCAGUAAUCUGAAUUAUUUUAGGCCAAGAGUAUCCACCAACUUAGGUAAGACGUCCUUUAAAUCCUCCGCUCCAAAAAGUUUAAGAAAGAAUGGAAGUCCUAUCUUCUAACCAACCGAAUCUGACCUUGCUUAUAUGUUCUAUCACUGAUAUUAUCUGAGAUUUUAUUCCUCUCUUUACCGCUCCCGAUUAUUUGAACAUGACGGUGUCCAACAAGAAAGCUCUUGCUACUUUGGAUACUGUACACAAAUGUACUUAAUGUCUUUUAGCUAAUUAUUAUUUGUCAGCUACUUUAUUUUCCUACCUACGUACACUUAUGUAAAUAUCUUAUAUAGUGUGAAAUAAAGAAUUGAAUUGAAUUGAAUUGAAUCAGCCAAGUACACUUGCAGUACUAUAAACAAAGCAUUGUUCUUUACAUUACAUGGAUAAAUGAGCGAACAAGCCAUGUUAGAAACGAAGUACCCAGAUCAAUUGAAUAAUCGCGGUAGCAUACAAUGAUAAACGAUAGAGUUGAAUAAACUGACAGAAAUAACUAAUGACUACAAGAAAAUAUCAACUGGACAAGUUUACUAGUCAGUUGUUGACAAAUGGUGAUUGUUUUUUCUUUUAAUGAUUUUUGUAUGUACCCUUUUAGAUAUCUUAUGCCAUUUGAACACCAUAUUAGAACUGAAAACAAACUUGGUAAGCUUUCUGUUCAUUUAAUUAUUUGUAUUUUAAGCCUUUUGAUCUCAAAUGCCGCUUUUUAAUCUUUCUGCUGAUGUAAUUUAAGUAACCUCUGAAAGUACUACUUCAUCAAUAAAAUGUACCCUUUACGGCACCCGUAGCUAUAGUUGUUUACGCCCUUCUUGGUUACACCCUCUGAAAGUACUACUUCAUCAAUAAAAUGUACCUUUACGACACCCGUAGCUAUAGUUGUUUACGCCCUUCUUCGUUACACCAGCUUCUCCAGGGGGGUAAACAAACCAACUACGCGACUGACAUGACAAGCUACGCGAGUUAACGACUUCGUAGAUGUUAAAAGCCAUGCCAGAGAGAAACCUCUUCUUGCGGGGUAGGGUACCGAUCACGAAAUGGACAAAGAUGUGACAAAACAGUGACAUUAAACAUUACUAAUGUAUAUUACAUCACAUCAGGAGCCGAUCACAUCUAACAAGUUUGAGUGUUUACUUUUUGUUGUUUAUUCGUUUGUUGUUUUUCUAAGACACACACUUUGUACUGGAAGAUGUUACUACCAUCUUGCCCUCCAAACAAACAGACCAUGGAACAAGCAUCAAACGGAGACGAACUGUGAGCUCUUCAACCGCAGAUGAAGGUAAUACGUAACCUCACUUGAUCCCAGGGUCGCUCUUUAAGUCGGGAUAGCCCUGGGAAAGAGUGCUGCUGCAGCGGGAUGAGAGGGAAAUUUUGUUUUUCAGUAAUGUACAGGUGACCCAAGCUUGAGCUAUGACCAUCGGCAUCGUAGCGUAACCUUCGAAAUGUAAGGAUCUGUAUGGGGGGCGGGGAAACGAUUAUUUCUGUAACCUAUGAAUGUGAUAUGGGCUAACCUCACUUAAGUUGUGUGGUCCCGAGCCUAUAUAUGGCCAUUUAAUGGGCAUUAUUAUUCAUUCAAAAUAUUUCCCCAAUUCUGAUUGGCUAAAAGCACACGCAUAAUUCACCAUAAUCGGUUUUGGAAGAAUUUUGUGUUUAACGAGGAAAUGACGUCAAAAAUGCAGCCUUCUACAGGUUAAGGCACCGUUAGCCGAGAAGACCUGGGGACGAGAUUGAGUUGUUUUCGUUGUAAACACUAAAAUGACGGACACUUCCUUCGUUUCAAGAGUAAGAACUACAGCUGGAACCAGGCGAAAUAAUGGCUAAAAAUAUAGCAAAAACAGCAAGAAGACAACUCCUCGCUCUCCAUAAUUCUUCAUAAGAUACUCAGCCUCAUUCAACAAUUGUUAAUUAUUGAAACCCGUUAUAGGCGUUUGUUCUCUCUAACUGAGGUUAGCUGUCUUUUUAUUUAAAUCCUUUCACAUUAGUAGGUAACAGAAACAAUCGUUUUUCCCAGGAGCCCAUCAAAUGGAGCCUCCAUCUCCCAUACGAGCCCUUGGAGUCAACCCUUUCCCGAGUAGAUUUAUAAUUAGAACGGUUCCCAGGGGAGACUUCGCGCGCCGACGGUGGGAAGAGCCAAUCACAACGACGAAAUGACACUGCUAUUGUACUUCAUCAAACAGCAGGAAAUUCGGUGUUGACAGGCCAAACAAUCAUAAGCUAGUGAAACGUGACUUAAGCGUUUUCAUCCCUCGGAGAUUUUCUUUUUUUUCUUUCUAGCGGGUAGAUUAUACUGUGGACAGUUUUAAACUCUGACCAUGUAAACUUAAUUUUGGUUGCUUGUCUCACAUUAAGAGGCCAUGAAGCUGCUCUGUUACAUGCAUAAUAAUUAACUGCUAUCCGGCUGCAGUCUGUAGUUCUGACAGGGUUCGUUUUCUUCCGCCAAUUUUUUUUAAAAGUGUUAAGGUUCUUAUGUCGGCUAAAUGACUCAAUAUUAAUCAAUUUUCUGGUUUUUCAAGGUUUUUUUUUUCCGAAAUGCGUUUAUCUGAAUAAAUACUUGUAGCCCUUGUGGUUGUUUUGUCCGUCAGCUAGUGUGAUAAUUCCCUGCUAUGUUUUGUAACCCCGGGCCCAGACAUUGUUUUCUCGCAAAAAGUGAUCUACAGAUGCGAAUUCGAAGGAAAGAAUUGAGCCUAAACUCCUACAUUAACUGCUGAGAAUUGUCCUGUUAGUCGGUCAUAAUUCUUUUGGCGCAGAUACAAUCCAUUUUGUUUUUCUUGAGAUAAGUGGGUCUUUGGCCUUGAGCAGCGCGAUGUCACAAAUUCCUCCGUUAGCAAAUUACUUUUGAGUUAGCUUCACGGUCGAGCAACUGUUGUCUUCUGUUCAACUUUUCAAGUGCCAGUUUUAUCAGGCAACUCUCAUGGUGAUACAAGUCAGUUGUAAAGGAGACUGCAAUUUCUCAAGUUUCGGAACUGAAGCAUUCCUCGUUAGUUGCUACUUAGGUCAUCGCUUUUGCACGCGGUGCGUAACUAGCGAAAUCCACUCCACGGUGAUGACAAAAAUCAAAUGAUCCUGGCGCUUUUUCGGCGCUGAUCAUCGAAAAGUUCCAAAUCGUCCACAGAACGCUUAAUCGUCGACUCUUUUCUAGGUGCAUGCUUAAAUGUGGGAUGUAUGGCGUCAAAAAAAAAAAGAAAUACUCGCAAAGAUAACCUUUCCGUGAUCCUCAGUUCGCUGCCUUUGUCCCAUCGCUUGGUGCUCAGUCUUAGGCGGGUAAUUCAUUAACUUUUAUUUCAUGAUACCCAGAUCCCAGCGGCUGUAAAAAUUAAAAAUGGACGUAUAGUAAAAAAGGAAAACGGUCGAAGGAUGGGCUUCUGAGUUCGACUUCAUCCAAUUUUAUUUUUCACCGUGACAUACGAGACUUACGGAAAUAUGACACUUUUCGCGGGAAACAAGCCGUUCUAUUUACAAAUCUACUCGGGAAAGGGUUGACUCAAGAAAUUAAUGGAGAAGGAGGCUCCAUUUGAUGGGCUCCUGUUUUUCCCCAUUUCGAAGAUUACGCAACAAUGCCGAUAAUCGUAUUUCGAGCUUGGGCUUCCUGUGGGUAAUGUCACGUUAAUGGGGUUAGUGCAUCAUUUAACUUCGGUUUCCUACAGUCCGUGUAACGAUUGAACAUGUUGAAAUUGACAACUUUGUUACUCUUUUAGUAAGAAAGGGUAUUACUGUCAUCACGUUCAUGUUCCUUAGCAGUAAUUAUAGCAUGAAUACUUUGCUGGGUUAAGAUAACUCAGGGUUAGUACAAAGUUUGAACUCAAAUAUGAGAGCUUAAAAAGUAAAUUCAGUUUAAAUCACUUUUCCUUUCACGUUGAUGAUUGGAUGCUCUAAAAAGAAUAGAGAGAAUCAUUCGAGAGAAAGCUUUUGAUUAAAAGAAGAAGAAACGCGGGUUAAAAUUUAACCCCCGGUUAGCGCUAACCGGCGUUCGAACAACUGGGCCCAGUUGUUCGAUCGAUGGAGUAAGGACUGAUAGGUACCUUAAUCGCCACACACAAAACAAGACUGAUGUAUUCAGACGUAAGUUGCCAGAGACUCCUUACUAAAGGCAUCAUUAUUUGUCCUUAGCGGAGCAGACAGUACCAGGAACACCUGGUCCCAGUCCCCAAGACAGCAGCGCGGAUCAUAUGGAUAACAGCAUUACUAACUCAUCUCAACAGCAUAAUGGUAGGUACUUCCGCCCGCCUGCCCGCGGAAAAACCUUGAUAGAUAGCGCCGUAUUCUGGGUGUCUCUUGGUGUGGCGGAAACUAUUGUUGAUUUGCUAUUGUCAUAGUGUGGGUGUUGUUCGGUGUCUUUUCGACAGGGGGGGACUCUGCAUAUGAAAGGGGUGGGGAUGCUCGUCGUCUCGCUUAAAGGUGUAAAUUUCGGAUUUUGGCCUCACUUGGGGUGUUCUGGGCAAAACGCCAUAAUAUUUAGCUUUAGGGUUGCACGCGAAAAAAUAUAAAAAAUAUAUUGUCUGUGUCUUAACAUGGUCUCCUUUAGGGUCAAAAAAAGGUUGGGCCACGCCCAGAUCGGUCUCCUUUAGGGAUUUAAUUCAAAAUUUCCGACGAGCAUCCCCACCCCUUUCAUAUGCGGAGCCCCCUCCCCGGGCUUUUCCAUUCUUUGUAUUUAAUUACGUCACACUGGUGAUUUCACCCGUCCGACACCAACACCAACAAACUACCCGCAUUCUCUUCACAACGCCUUGAUCUUAUUAGCGCAUAUUGCAUUAGUGUUUCCUGGACAGAAGGGCAAAUUAGCAAUAGAAAAACACUGAGUUCCACUAAUGAAGAAGCUUUAGCAAAAUAUUUCGUGUCCUAAGAUACUUUCGGAUUGGAUGAACUGUGCACAUGUCAAGAAAACUUAUUAAGCUCCGAUAAAAAGUCGCUUGUUAAAAAAUACUGUUUAAUUAGGAUGUAACUUUUGGUAGUACAAGGACAGCUCCCUUUCGUUAAUUCGCUUAUCGAAUUUAUGUUUUCUGGUUUAGUGAAAUUGUAAAACUAGACGACGUAGUGUAUCGCUGUUUAUAGUUUUUGAAAAUGAUUUUUCUCUUUUUGUUUUUCUUUAAGCGGUUUUCAGAGGAACUGACCAGGUACCGAGCUCAAACCCAGACUCUCCUCACCAGUCGUUAGGAGGAUGUUCAUUCGAUAGUGAUGGUGAGUUCAGUCAUGUCAGCAAGGAGACAGCAGCCUUUUUUGUUGUACCUUCUAGGCAUUGUAAAACUUAAUUUCGUUGUCUCCUUUGUAGAAAGCGACGACGACAGCACAUCGUCCGCUUGUGAUGAAGCGGAGAAGGGACUUCAGCAACUGGAAAGACUGCUAUUAUCACUUGAGCCUUCUCUCUACUACUCAGAUGGUUAGUAUUGUAGAGUUACUUUACCCCACCCCCCUUAGAAGAAAAGUCUUGGUAGGCAAUAGAGCCUCUCCUCUCCUCCAGGCCUUCGCGGUUUCUCAAACCUUGAAAAAAGUUUCGGUCCCGGAUAACUAUUAAAAGUGCACAAAGUUCAUAGUAGAUGUGAUUUUUUAAUAAAUUUCAAAUGCGAAAACUUUACAAGGUCGAGAAGUAUGUUGGCUUGCUUUGAGCAAAAACGCCCAAGGAUCGUUAAAAAAUGGAUAUGAAAAAAAGCCUUUUCUGGGCCUGAAAACUCUUCGGGAGCUUUUACAAAUGCACUCCAGAAAAGUUAUACAUCUCACCCUCACAGAAAAAUUACUGUGCCCCUCGUAACUUUGCGCCAGUAAACGAAAGUAAAGUGCAUUCGAUUACGCCAAAAAUGUUUUGGGGAAAUUACGGGACACGAAGCCAUCUUUAUAGAUUUUCCAUUGACCCUAGUAAACAAUAUGGAAAAUAUUGCGGCAUUUUCAACAUUGCAAUCUAUUUCUGUUAUAGUGAUCCUUGUCAAUAAAACGCAUGCUAGACUAGAGUAGAUUUUUGACGUUUGUUCCUCUUUGUUUUGUGUCCCCGUAUGAAAUUAUAUAUUUUAAACUGUUUGGAGAAUUUAAUCAGUCUUCUUCUUUUUUCUAGAUGGAGGUCACCUGGUCAAAAACAGGUAAACUGAAUAUGUCACUUCAUCCAGCAAGCGACCGCUGAAUAAAUUGCAUUUCGUGUCUGUUCUGGUUUAAGUGUCUGAAGUUUUAGUCAUUUUUGUCUGAAAUCUGAACUUUUCAGAGAACAGCAAGGUGAAAAGUCGUUGCCAAAAACACUAAAUAAGAUGUCCACAAUAGAAGAAGUAGACGUCAAGAAAACACUAGAUGAAAUUGCUAAAAUAGAAGGUAAUGUAUGCUUCUUUCGUGGCCUUUUUUUAAACUUUUCACUGAAAAACAUGUAGUCUGAUCAAUCAUUCAACAAAAAACAGCCCAGCUUACUAGCUAUUAGACCCAAGUUACUGAAGUCCUUCGCGUCCAGACUCUUCAGUUCAGGAUUGUUUGCGACCUUCGACUUGCCACCAAGUUUAACUGUGAGCCAACCUCCUUUAAUAGUCCAGUUUCGAAUUCGUCGCGACCGCUGAAUAGGAGCACUGAAGACUCGUAUAUACGGGGUUAGCCUCGACCUAAGGUCAAUAUAUUCACAAAUUCCAGUCAGAAGAAGACCUGUGUACAACUGUGUCUUUUGUUUUUACUGCUCAAAUUCAGCCACCUUCUCACCGGUAUUUUUGAAUCAGUUUUACCUUAGGUCGAGGCUAACCUUUUCGCGCUUUCAUUUAGCGGCCACGACGAAUUCAAAACCGGACUAUUGACAAGACGAUCAUGGCAUUCGACAUACCCGUUUCAAAUGAAAAAAUUAUCAGGCAAAACGUAUUAAAUGAAGACCAGCUGAACAUCCUCUCCAAACAAUCGUAUUCCCAGACCUGUAUUAAACUAAAUCAUAGAUCUCUGGCGACGAAGUCAUGAGGCAAGAGCCUGAGCAAGACACUGAUUUUUAAUACAGUAAAAACCCGCGGCUAAGAACCUGUUAGGCCGUAAAAUUUGACAGUUAGGCUCCCUCUAUACAACAUCCUGUUUAGCCUAGAAUUUGAAACAGGUUCUUAUUUUCUAAAAUCUAUAUUAUAAAAAAAAAUUCGGUACAAUUGGACAAAUAAGGUAAGCCAACAUUUAGGAUCCUCUUGGGAAACAUAAGCGGCUUAUCACUCCAACUGCAAUGUAAUGGUAUGCAGAUUUUAUAUAUAAGGAAUAAUCCGAAUACUAAUACCACUAAAUGGUUUCCUUUUAGCUGCAAUGUAUUUUUUCUUCAGAGAAUUGGAACCCAUUUAAGAACCUAAAUAGACUAAAUUUUUGCUAAUUACAAUUUAUGUAAUAACCUGUUUGGUGAACUUGGGAAAAUGUAGAUUUUUAGUUGCGGGUUUUUACUGUAUCACUCCUCUGGGAAAUAUUACGCGGGUUUCAGUAGUGUUCUUUACAGGCCGCGGUGCAUUACUUUGAACGGUUGUGUAGCAGACUAAGAUGUUACUUAUACUAGCCAAACAAAGACUUGGAAGUUAUAAUAUAAGUUGAAUAGUUUUUAACAGACAAGGAAACACUCCAGCUCUUUACCCAAAACAGUUGAAAUGAGUGCACGCGUAUACCCAUAUCUUGUUAAGUCUAUAAUCGACCUUUAGCGUCGGUGUGUUUGUGAUCUUUUUCAUGACUGUUUUAUCUCUUUUCUAGGGGCCAUAGCUGAUCUGAAUUCAUUUGUAUCAUUAGAAAUGGAGCAAUUAUAA
Messenger RNA from Porites lobata, 19702 nucleotides. The record is from the annotation of a GenBank genome assembly. Lineage: Eukaryota; Metazoa; Cnidaria; Anthozoa; Scleractinia; Poritidae.